AUGCCUGUCAAUUGGCAAGACCCUGAGGUCCGCGAUCGCCUUCUCGCUGCAAUUAUCGCGUCCUUCGACGGAAAGAUCAAUUGCCGUGAGGUGGCACGCCUCUUUGGCAAAGAUGCCACUUACAACACCAUUGAGAACUUCCUCCGCAAGCCAAAGAAGUUUGCUCAACAGCUGAAAGAGGAAGCUGGGGACGCUCCUGCUCCUUCUCCUGCCCGUCCAAAGACUCCGAAGACUCCCCGUACUCCGAAGACGCCCAAGUCGGCUAUUGAAGGCGUCAAGUCCGGCCGCAUCACCAAGACGAGCCCUCUGAAGAAAUCUAAGAAGGCCCAGCAGGAAGAGAGCGACAUGGAAGAAGACACUAUGACUGCAGCAAGCGACGGGACCGACUGUGAGCUGGUCUGA
This is a messenger RNA of Westerdykella ornata, 402 nucleotides long. RefSeq lists its product as uncharacterized. NCBI's taxonomy places the organism in Eukaryota, Fungi, Ascomycota, Dothideomycetes, Pleosporales, Sporormiaceae. The record is from RefSeq and is a predicted model, not a curated record. The coding region runs from base 1 to 402 and encodes 133 amino acids. The transcript is spliced from 3 exons.